AUCUCUACCAGCAGAUGGAGCAACAGCAACACGCCGAUUCCAUCUCCAAAUGAAGAGGGGGAUCAAACCCAAUUAGACCACAGUCCGCUCUCUUUCCUCCUCCUCCUCCGCCGCCGCCGCCGCCGCUCUCCGGCCAAAACCAUGUUGGCGUCACUCUCUCUCCGACGCUCCCUCCACUCCCUCCGCCCCCGCCACCGCCACCUCAUAGUCCUCUCUUCCUCCUCCGCCGUCCCCCGCGCCUUCUGCUCCGACGCCGCCGCCGCCGGCACCGCCACCACCUCGUCCUCGUCCUCCGAGGUCCGCAAGUACCUGGGCUACACCGCCCUCGUCCUCUUCUGCGGCGCCGCGACCUACUACUCCUUCCCCUUCUCGGACAACGCCAAGCACAAGAAGGCCCAACUCUUCCGCUACGCCCCGCUCCCCGAGGACCUCCACACCGUCUCCAACUGGAGCGGCACCCACGAGGUGCAGACCCGCGUCUUCCACCAGCCCGAGAGCUUGGCCCAGCUCGAGGAGGUCGUCCGGGAGGCCGACGCCAAGAGGGCGCGGAUCAGGCCCGUCGGGUCGGGUCUGUCCCCGAACGGGAUCGGGUUGUCCCGGGCGGGGAUGGUGAACCUGGCGCUCAUGGACCGGGUGUUGGCGGUGGACAAGGAGAGGAAGACGGUGAGGGUGGAGGCCGGGAUAAGAGUGCAGCAGCUGGUGGAUGGGAUUAAGGAGCACGGCCUCACUCUCCAGAACUUCGCUUCCAUUAGGGAGCAGCAGAUCGGUGGCAUUGUCCAGGUUGGCGCACAUGGCACUGGUGCCAGAUUGCCUCCCAUUGAUGAGCAGGUCACCAGUAUGAAAUUGGUUACUCCUGCCAAGGGUACAAUUGAGGUUUCAAAAGAGAAGGACCCAGAACUCUUCUAUCUGGCUAGGUGUGGUCUUGGGGCCCUCGGUGUGGUUGCUGAAGUAACCCUGCAAUGUGUUGACAGACAAGAGCUUGUGGAGCAUACAACUGUGUCAACCAUGCAAGAAAUCAAGAAAAAUCACAAGAAAUUGUUGUCUGAGAAUAAACAUGUAAAGUAUCUGUAUAUUCCUUAUACAGAUACUGUUGUGGUUGUGACCUGCAAUCCUGUCUCAAAAUGGAAAGGUCCACCUAAAUUCAAACCCAAGUAUACAGUGGACGAAGCUUUGCAGCAUGUGCGGCAACUCUACCAGGAGUCACUUCAGAAGUAUCGCCCUGAGGUUAAAUCCUCCAAUGAUGAUGAACCAGACAUAAAUGAGCUCUCUUUCACAGAGCUGAGAGAUAAACUGCUUGCCCUGGAUCCUCUCAAUAAGGACCAUAUCAUAAAGGUUAAUCAAGCUGAGGCUGAUUUCUGGAAGAAGUCAGAGGGAUAUAGGGUGGGUUGGAGCGAUGAAAUAUUAGGCUUCGACUGUGGUGGCCAGCAGUGGGUCUCAGAGACUUGUUUUCCUGCCGGAACUCUAUCUAAGCCAAGCAUGAAAGAUCUUGAAUAUAUAGAAGAGCUGAAGCGGCUUAUAGAGAAGGAGGAUAUACCUGCACCUGCUCCUAUAGAGCAACGAUGGACAGCUUGUAGCAAGAGUCCCAUGAGUCUAGCAUCAAGUCCAGCAGAAGACGACAUAUUCUCUUGGGUUGGGAUUAUUAUGUACCUUCCAACAAGCGAUGCUCGUCAGAGAAAGGAGAUAACUGAAGAAUUUUUCCACUAUAGGCGUCUGACACAGGAACGGUUGUGGGAUCGGUAUUCUGCUUAUGAGCACUGGGCUAAGAUCGAGGUUCCAAAAGACAAUGAAGAGCUUGCUGCCCUGCAAGCAAGACUAAGGAAACGCUUUCCGGUAGAUGCGUACAACAAAGCACGGAGAGAGUUGGACCCCAACAAGAUCCUUUGUAAUAAUAAACUGGAGAAAUUGUUUCCUCCAUCAGAAUCCCCGUGAAAAUCAGCCUGGAAUUGGUUAGUCAAUAAUUUUGAUACGGCUCUACUUUCUUCUGUCAUCAAUUCUUAUGCAGUCAUUUAAGAAAGUAGGAUUCCAUAAGAUGUUGGCUGUUGAAUAAAUUGGAGCUCUAUGUAUUUGCAUGAUAAAGAGCGGCACACUGUGUUGGGAAUAAACCCAUGUUCAGCGUCGACAUCUACUCCAGCAUCCUCUUUGAUUAGGCAUCAUGUGGCCUCAAAACUGAGAUCUUUUGGUCUUUUUUGCAGUAUUCCUGGGAAAAUGACCGUUGAAAAAAUGUUCGCUUGCUGGGCUGUAAAGUGAUUUGAUUAUUCGAGCUUUAGAUUAUACUCAUCAAAUUUA
This is a messenger RNA of Eucalyptus grandis, 2286 nucleotides long. Its product is annotated as L-galactono-1,4-lactone dehydrogenase, mitochondrial. NCBI's taxonomy places the organism in Eukaryota, Viridiplantae, Streptophyta, Magnoliopsida, Myrtales, Myrtaceae. The record is from RefSeq and is a predicted model, not a curated record. The coding region runs from base 142 to 1929 and encodes 595 amino acids. The transcript is spliced from 6 exons. Gene Ontology annotation, molecular function: D-arabinono-1,4-lactone oxidase activity; FAD binding; galactonolactone dehydrogenase activity. Gene Ontology annotation, cellular component: membrane.